This is a messenger RNA of Xylona heveae TC161, 2865 nucleotides long. Its product is annotated as eukaryotic translation initiation factor 3 subunit EifCc. NCBI's taxonomy places the organism in Eukaryota, Fungi, Ascomycota, Xylonomycetes, Xylonales, Xylonaceae. Bases 94 to 2673 code for a protein of 859 amino acids. The record is from RefSeq and is a predicted model, not a curated record. Gene Ontology annotation, cellular component: eukaryotic translation initiation factor 3 complex. Gene Ontology annotation, biological process: translational initiation. Gene Ontology annotation, molecular function: translation initiation factor activity; RNA binding; translation initiation factor binding. The transcript is spliced from 4 exons.
AGGUAAAGCGGCCCACACCAAAAAGUCGAAGGCAAAUCGCGCCUCUGAUCGUCGACCAAGUCCUUGACCACGCUGAUAGUGACAACGGUCAGAAUGUCUCGUUUCUUCCACGCCGGUGACAGCUCCAGUGAGAGCAGCUCUUCCGAUGAGGAGGAGCUGUACAGCGAAGAGGAGGAACAGUCUGAGGAAGAAUCUAGCGAAGAAGAAGAAGGCUCCGAAGUCUCGUCCGAGUCUGAAUCCGAUGAUGGCCGGACGGGGGCAGCUCGAUUCAUGCGAGACGUUUCCGACAGCGAGGAAAGUGAAGAUGAGGAUAAAGUUACGAUCGUGAAGAGUGCAAAGGAUAAAAGGCUUGAGGAGUUGGAGGGAACUGUCCGUCUUAUUGACAAUGCGAAGAAGAUUAAUGAUUGGGCAGUGAUCUCUACUGAAUUCGAUAAGAUGAAUCGUCAGAUUCCUAAGCUCCUUCAAUCUGGCCCAAUUCCUAGGCUGUACAUCAAGUCUAUCGCCGACCUCGAGGAUUUCUUGAACGAGACGUUGGCGACACAGAAGGUUUCAACCAAAAAGAUGAAUGCUACGAAUGCUAGGGGUCUCAAUGCCGUGAAGCAACGUAUCAAGAAGAACAACAAAGAUUAUGCCAAGGAAAUUGACAGCUAUCGUUCCGAUAAGGACGGAUAUAUGCUUCCCGAGGAUGAGGAACAGGCGACCCCAGCCGAGAAGACGCGGAAGCCCAAGGCGACUUUUGUGCCUGGGGAAGAUGUUGGUGAUGAGGAAGGAUUCUCUACCGUCGGCAGAGGAGGAAAAACCCUACAAUACACCCCGGAAAGCAUUCUUAAACACCUCCGUAUUAUCGUCGAAUCUCGGGGUAAAAAGAACACCGACCGUUUGGAUCAGAUCCGGGUCAUGGAGAAGCUCUUUGAAGUCGCUCAGACUACCUACCAGAAGAUCAGGGUUCUCUUGACCCUGAUAUCGACACGCUUUGAUCUCAGCACAGGGGGUACGUCUUACAUGUCUCAGGAGCAAUGGAAAUCGGCGGAGCGCGAAUUUGGUGUUCUCUUGCAAGAGUUGGAAUCUAACCCAACUUAUGUCGUGUUGGAAAACGCCGAAGAAUGGGAGGACGACGACAAGCAGCCCCAACCGGCUGCAGGCGAGAGAUUUCGCGUUCCUGGCAGCAUAGUCUCCUGCGUCGAAAGACUUGACGAUGAGCUCACCCGCUCCCUCCAACAGAUCGACCCCCAUACCGCGGAAUAUGUCGAGCGAUUGGCCGAUGAGAAUGUUCUUCACGCUGUCAUUGUUCGCGCACUGCUUUAUAUUGAGUCUGUGCAAAAGGACCCCAAGCUGCAGGUCCCUCAAGAGAGUCUCAAUCGCAUCGUAAUGCGAAGAUUGGAACAUGUUUACUUCAAGCCUUCCCAAGUUGUGACUAUCUUGGAAGAGAACACCUGGAAAUCUAUCCCAGAAAACAUCGACUCCACGAUUGCCAACCGCGAGACGGGCGAGGAUACAGGUGCUCUUGUUCGAGCGCUUUCCACCUACCUUUUCGCGCAUAGUGAAGGUAUUAUCCGUGCUAGGGCGAUGCUGUGUCAGGUCUACUUCCUUGCUCUUCACGACAAGUAUUACCAAGCUCGAGAUAUGCUUCUGAUGUCUCACCUGCAAGAGACCAUUGGAAGCUUUGAUAUUAACACCCAAAUACUCUUCAACCGCACGCUCGUCCAAGUGGGCCUUUGCGCUUUCCGCGCUGGUCUUAUUUAUGAGGCUCAGACAUCCCUUCAGGAAAUUUGUGGCAGUGGCAGACAGAAGGAACUUCUGGCUCAGGGUGUCCAGAUGCAGCGGUACUCUCAGGUGUCGCCCGAGCAAGAGCGCUUGGAGAGACAACGACAGCUGCCUUUCCACAUGCAUAUUAACUUAGAACUUCUUGAGUGCGUCUACUUGACAUCAUCCAUGCUGCUGGAGAUUCCUCUUCUCGCACAGACUGGCUCCUCCCCCGACAUUAGGAAGCGCAUCAUCAGUAAGACCUACAGACGCAUGUUGGAGUAUCACGAGCGCCAGAUCUUCACUGGACCUCCGGAGAAUACUCGCGACCACGUCAUGCAGGCCUCAAAAGCUCUUGCUGCCGGCGAGUGGAAAAAGUCCUCGGAAUUUAUCCACUCGAUCAAGAUUUGGGAGCUCAUGUCCAACCCUGAGGCUAUCAAGAAUAUGCUUUCAGAGCAAAUUCAGGAAGAAGGCCUUCGGACUUACUUGUUCACUUACGCUCCGUUUUACGAUACACUCUCUAUCAGUGAACUUGCGUCUAUGUUCGAACUUCCAGAACGCAAAGUGGCGGCCGUUGUCAGUAAAAUGAUCUCCCACGAGGAGCUGGCGGCUGCUUUGGAUCAGGUCAACAGCGCCAUCGUUUUCAGAAAAGGUGUCGAGCUAUCUCGUCUGCAGAGCCUUGCUUUGACUUUGAGUGACAAGGCAAGCUCUUUGAUCGAGUCGAAUGAGCGCACAUUAGAGCAGCGGACACAGGGCACAGCAAAUGCUUUUGAGCGUGGCGGCGGUGCCGGCGGUAGGGGUGGUCGUGGGGGAGCGCGUGGUGGCCGAGGCCCCAGGACAGAUGGUCGUGGUUUGCAGGGUGGACAAGGCCGGCGGCCUGGUGGAGGGCAAUUCACUGGUGGUGCUCUAGGGGGCGCUAUCAAAGCCUAGUUUCAUGUCUUUCUUCUUGUUUCAAUAAUGCCUGGCUAUAAUUUUCUAAACUUCGGCGCUCUCUAUGCUUUACAUGGGUCGAGGAUGUAGGAAUAAAAAUUGCCUCUAUCGAGCGGCUUCGUGUAUAAAAGUAGGUGACCAAUAAGUGGUCUCUUCAUCUUGUAAAUCAAUCCAGACCAGGGAGUCCGCCAG